Molecule: messenger RNA, 732 nt
Organism: Microthlaspi erraticum
Lineage: Eukaryota; Viridiplantae; Streptophyta; Magnoliopsida; Brassicales; Brassicaceae
Source: the annotation of a GenBank genome assembly
AUGGCCCAUGCAGGCUCCAACAGAGGUUCACGAUCUUCUUCCUCCAAAAUUUUCCAGAGAUAUCUCCAAAUGGCUGAGUCUGCAAGCAACACUGCUUCAAAGAAGCUGAUCCAAAUCGAUGUUAGCUCGGACACAGUGUGUCCAUGGUGCUUUGUAGGGAAGAAGAAUCUUGAUAAAGCCAUUGAUGCAUCUAAAGAUCAAUACAACUUUGAGAUUCGUUGGCAUCCAUUUUUUCUUGAUGCAUCUGCACCUAAAGAAGGUGUGAACAAGAAAGAGUUUUACCAACAGAAAUUUGGAAGCAGAUGUGAAGGAAUGUUCACCAGAAUGUCUGAGAUCUUCAAAGGUAUUGGCUUAGAGUAUGACACAACCGGUCUCACAGGCAACACUCUCGAUAGUCAUAGACUUAUACAUUAUACCGGAGAACAAGCGCCGGAUAAACAACAUAGCCUUGUUGAAGAGUUGUGUCUUGGUUACUUCACGCAGGGAAAAUUCAUCGGUGACAGGGAGUUUUUGGUUGAGACGGCGAAGAAGCUUGGCAUAGAAGGAGCAGAAGAGUUUCUCUCAGAGCCAAACAAUGGAGUCACAGAGGUGCAAGAAGAGUUGGAGAAGUAUUCAAGAAAUAUUACUGGAGUCCCACAUUACACUAUCAAUGGGAAGGUGAAACUGAGCGGUGCACAGCCGCCUGAGACGUUCCAGAAAGCGUUUGAAGCGCUUAAACACACAAUACAGUGA